Messenger RNA from Durusdinium trenchii, 1533 nucleotides. The record is from the annotation of a GenBank genome assembly. Lineage: Eukaryota; Dinophyceae; Suessiales; Symbiodiniaceae.
AUGUGGACUGCCAGUGAUUUGGUGGUUGAGAUUGGGUCCAUUGCUAGCCUCCUAGAGACUAGGCUGAAGGCUUUCAGUGCUGGGAGCCAAAAAGGGAAGGAGUUUGAGGAUGGAAUCAUCAAGAACUUUUGCAACAAGGUCAAAAGCUUGCCAAGUUUGACCAUGGCUGAUGCAACACAGCUGUAUGAUGCUGCCAGUUCAUCAUGUUUGUCAAAUGAUCAGCAAAGAGCUGUCAAUGAGUGUGUUGAUGAGAAGUUGAGUAACCCAUCCUCAGCUUCUCAUCCAUCACCAAGUGGCCCUGUGACACCCCAAUUGGUCGAGCACUUGUGGAACUUUUUGACCAUUGCUGAAUGGGAACAGGUGAAAGACAAAAACCUUUGUUUGGUUGCAAAAAGCAAUGUGAUUGCCAAGCGCUUGAGGCUUUUGGGUGUGAAAAUCUUACAUGAGCAAACAACUGGCAGGGCAGUUGCAAUUUUGAUCAGUGAGCUCACCACCAUGCCAGAGUACAAGGUAAUCCAUCAAAUGGUUGAUGAGUUCAAGAGCAUUUUCCACAAGAAUGACACCAAAGCAGCACCCUUUUUUGUGAAGAAGUUCCCAGAGAAGCCUGAGCAGCUGACUGACAUGCAUCUUCAGCAUGCAUAUGGGGAUGCUGAAGGGGAGAACCAGCCUAUUCAAGACCUCAAUCCACAAAUGCUUCAGCAUUUGGUUGCCAAACAUAUUCCUUUGAGGAAGGACAACAAGCUGCUGAGGGAUGCAGCUAAAUCCAGUGCCACAGCUUCAAGCUCAAAAGAUAUUGCACCAUCCCAUGAAGCUGCAACACACUCUUUUGCAGCUGCUUCACAAUUCAAGCAGAUGGAGAUGUUCUACAACUUCAUGAAGAUGAUGGAGCAGCAACAACAUGGGCAACAACAAGGCCAAUGUAAGGUGAAAAUCUCUCCUACCAAGAGAAAGGCAUUGGCUGAUGAGCCAUCCUUUCAGCCAAAGAAGAGGCAUGCACUGCCAAUCAUGGACAAAGCUGCAGAAGCUGAGGAAGAACCUGAAGCUGCAGAAGCUGCUCCAGCUGAAACAAAUGAACAAGCUGCCACUUCAGCCAAAGCUUCUGUAGCUGCACCAGCAUCUGAAGUUAGUGGAAGUGAUAUUGAGAACAUGGCUUUUGAGAAAUUGCGCUUGGCCAAGAACAAGACUGUGCCAAUGAAGAAGCCUCAAGCUUCCCCUUCAGCUCUUGCCCAGAAAGCUUCCAAGUCUUCAGCCAAGGGCCCUGCAACUACAUCCCCCAAGCUGAUGAAGAAGCCAAGCUCCAAUCCAAUGCAUGUGUGCGCAGGCAUGACCAAGCUCUCAGACUACAAGAUCACCAGCAUUGACCCUGAGGACUUGCAUAAUGACUUCAACAUUGUGGGCAGCAGGCAUUGGAAAAGGGCCUUCAACUUAGCAACCAGGCUUGGGGAAAGCAAGGAGAAGGCCCAGAGCUUUGCUGAGAAAAUGCGGCUGGAAGCUAAGAAGCUUUUCAUGAAGGAAAAGCAAAAGAUGCAUUGA